This is a messenger RNA of Wasmannia auropunctata (little fire ant), 5199 nucleotides long. RefSeq lists its product as uncharacterized. The coding region runs from base 236 to 4153 and encodes 1305 amino acids. The record is from RefSeq and is a predicted model, not a curated record. NCBI's taxonomy places the organism in Eukaryota, Metazoa, Arthropoda, Insecta, Hymenoptera, Formicidae. The transcript is spliced from 5 exons.
ACUUCAAAUCUUAACAGAAGCAACAACAAGCACCGAACAUCUCGUGCUUGACAUUUCCAUCAUUUACAAUUCAAAAUCUAAAUUUUCAAGUAUAAUUUUCCUAAAUUUCGAACAAACUCAUGCUGCGAAUAGAAUAAUGCAUUAUUGAUCAGGCGGAGGAGGACAAACGGGCACGACAGCUGCAGCCGGGAUCUAAAUUCGUUAAAGCAAAUCAAUGAUCUAGCCUCUGGUACCGAUGAUUAAUUUACCCUAUAACGCGGCCUCGAUGUCACAGGUCACGCCCUGUCAGAACGUACCCGUGCAGACGAGUCAGUAUAAUUUUCCAACAUGUCAACAACGGCAAACCAGCACUCAGCAGAUGCAAACUGCAGCAUGCGGUCCGUGCUCCGGAACUUCUCAAGGAGGACCCUUUACCCCUCACGUUUGUCCGCCGGGUGCUUACAUAGUGACACAUCAAUGCACACCGGCCAAUGUACCACAGCCAAUAACGAAUCCAUGUCAUCCAGUCUUUCAGAGUCUACCGCCGACUCAUCCCGGCUGCGGCCAGCUGCCGCAGAAUAUUUUGGAGCAGAUUCGUGCGUGCGUUAGCAAUCCCGCGCCCAUCUUCAUCCUCCCUGGCAACUGCCAACCAUCGCUGGCAUCCCAACAACAACAGCAGCAGCCGUCCGUGCCUCCUUUGGCACCUCAAAUCGUGUCCUCGCCUCCAGCGGCAUUUCCACCGGGUGGAUUAACUUACCCCGCCGCCUGUUAUCCGCCACCGCCGCCGCCACCGCCGCCGUUUUACCCCUAUCCCAUGCCUCUGCCCGCGUUCUGCGAUCCGUUUAUUCGCACCCGUGAGACCAUGUCGAAUUGCGGAUGCUGCCGGAAAGGGGACAUUGAGUCGACGGAGAUCAGAAACAUUUUACGGGCCGGCUGCCGUUACGACGCUACCGAUCUGGAUGAUCAUCGUUGCACGCCCACCGUCGAUGAUGCUAUCUGCUCGAAAAGGAACUGUCCGUCCUCGCUACAUCUGCAAGCUCUCGCAUCUCAAUUUCUGUCGAUGCAAGGUAUCAUACCGUGCGCUGCCACACGACUGGUGCUACGUAAAGUGCCGGGCUCGAAUGUAACCACCACCAUGGAGGACACGAUGGGGAGGGCGCAAAAGGCGAUAAGCGCCCUAACGAAGGAUCAACUGUUAUCGGAAUCGAGGAACGCGCAGCAAGUAAAUGCACUGAUUAACCUGCAUAUGACGGCCAAUCCACCACCUAAUAUCAUCCCGAUCCUCACUCUGGUGCAGCUGAAGAUGAACCUGCUGAAGGCACAGGUCGAGGGGCUCAUCAAUCAGAAGAUAAUGGAGAUUCAAGGAGUUGGUGUGGAGGUGGCGACUGAUCUCAUAGAUCCCACGAUUCUCGCCCUGAAAUCUGACGCUGAGCUGCGGGACUUCCUGUCGGUGCUGCGACAGAAAGAAUGCGACGAGCGAGUGAAUGUAAAUUUUGCACCGUACCGGUCGCAGCGCGCGAUCGCGGAGACUCGGCUGAGCAACGUUCAGAAUAAGAUUCGUCAAGUCGAGGCAGAGUUCGAUCGCAGGCGAUGCGCGAUGCUGCCCGCGCCGACAUUGUCGUCGCGCGUUGUGCAACAAUUCUCUAGACCGUGUUAUUCAGCGAGAUUCGAGGAUCCCAGAAGGUUGUACAGCACGUUGCCGCCGGACAUUCCUCGUUCGCCAGACCCGUUCACCUACGUGAAACCGCGAAGUCCCAAGAGGCUGCUGCUGAAGCCAUGUACGGGUAAACCUGCUACGCGACCCGCGGUUGCCGUUCCAGCAGCCGGCACGCGCAGCAAUCCUCCCAAAAAUCCGCACGACGGUAGCGAUGCCGACCGCGCGAAGGAACAACGUCCUGCGACCUCCGAGAGUCCCGAGCGGAAGCGUUCCAGCACGGAGAAUUGCGCGUGUUGCGACAGGACAUCGUCGGAAGAGAGCAUUGGCGAGGCUAAAAAAAAACUUCGACCAAGGAUCGUCGAAAUAGACGCGACGACGAUCAGUAAUGUCGACGAAUUAGAACAUGAGGCGUCGUCCUUGUUGAAGCUAUCGUCGAAUGUCUGCGUGAGAAUCGAUGCGGAGGCAAAUACGCAAAAAUACGGGAAAAGAAACGAAAUAUCGAUCAAUAGAGUUCCAUGCGGCGCGAAAUGUUGGACAGCCGAGGCGUACGUCAACGUCGCCGACGACGAAUCGGUGAAGACUUUAACGGAAUCUGAGAGCGAUAUAGUUACGUUCAGCGAGACGAUCGAUGCGGCAGACGUUUGCGAAGUACGAGAUGUAAUUGAGAUUCGAAGCUGCGAUCAGAUAGUGGAUCGGCAGGAAUUUGGAAGUUCGUCAAAUCUACAGCUAUUUGAAAAACAAGCUGAAGAUGCAAUUACAAUUUCGAAAAGAGACAAAAUAAUUGAAGAACGUAAUGUUGAAAUUAAAAGUUCAGGAGAGGUUUUGCCACCGGAAGUUGAUCAAGAAGAUGUGAGAGCCACAACUACUGCGGAAGUUGCAAAUAAAGAUCCAAUUUCGAGUGUGCAGGAAACGGAACAAAAGUCAUUGGACGGUAUAUGUACCUCAUCAUUAAAAAUUAUAUUAGAACCGAACAAAGAAAAACGCGAGAAUAAAAAGGAAGAUAAAAAGGAAGGUGAAAUUUUGCCAUCGUCCGCGGAUGCGACGAUAGAACAAAAUAUAAGUCAAGUACCAAUGAGCAAAACCAAGAAGAAAAUAAGAUUUCACAUUGUCUCGUUGAUGACAAAUAUUGCAUAUGAUAAAAGCCGUAGAUAUGGAGAAAAGCAAAAAAUCGAGGAGGAAAUAGCAACGAGUGAAAGAAAAAUAACCACCGAGUCGGAUAUUGAAAAAUUAAAUUCGAUAGAAAGUCUUCUAAAAAGUGCCGUCACGCACAAUAUUACCGGAAAAGAUCACUCGGAGAAUAUAUUUCCAAAGAGAUUGGAUCUUCCAAAGCUUUGCUUCGAUCAUCAAUGCCAAGCCACAUUCAAAGAAGAUAAAAAUACAACCGCCGCAUUGUUAAGGGCAAAUAUAUUUCCUCCAUUCAAAAAUCUGCAUAAACAUGUAACAGAUAAUGAGAAAAAUGGAGACGAGGUAGGAACUUAUCCAAGUCCGAUAACGAAAGCAGGAAUUACGACUACAAAACGUUUAUCCCGCUGUAACGAUGUCACAGGAAGUACCUUAGAAACUCUUUGCAAGAAUAACGUGCCUUAUCAUUCCGAUGUGGAUUGUGAAAAAAGCUUAAUUUCAAAACUAUUUUUUAUCAUUGACAAUUGCGUGACCGCCUUUAUCAAUAAAAUAAUUGCAAUCAACGGAAAAUUGUUAUAUGCGUUUCGUAGCGCGAUAUUCCGUAAAAAUUUAAAUAUUGAUGUCCUUAGAAGAGACGUUCCGAUAGGCGAUCAUCCUGAAAUGAUCUCGAAAGAUUACAAUUCAUUCCCUAUAAGCGCCUCGCGUUAUUCUUCUGGCUUGAAUUAUAAAACUUCCAAAAUAAGCAAACAUAAUUUUCGCGAUACAAACUUAUUGCGGAUUUCUGCGAAAGAAGAAUAUAAUGGAAUGCAUAACAUAAAACAUUCGAUAAUUGAAGACAAAAAAACCGACACAAGAUAUUUAUUGAUCGAUACAUCGAGUCACAAUCGUGACCUAAUACUGACGCGUGAUUUGGGUCGACCUUACAAAGUGCAGAAGAGUCUCUUGAUACGUAGUCGAUUGAAAAAUUCUCUAAAUUCGCAGGAUUAUCCGCGUCCUUUUUCUCUUUUGAAACGUACUGAGGAAAAUGUACUUGAAUCUCGUAAAACAAAACGUAACGAGAACGUAGGAAUGAUGAAAAAAAACGGAAUACGCGAAUUGAAGAAUAGCGAAAAAUUCUGGACAUUAUCGGAAAUUGUAAAAAUAAAUGAAAUUAACGACAAAAUAUCAGAAAUCAGGGAAUACGACAAUGUGUCCAAAGAACAAAUUUUAAACAAAUAUUUGCAUAAUAUUAAAAACAACAAUGAAUCUACCGUGCAAGAGCAUGCAGUCGUCGAUAACACUACAGUCAGUAAUGAACGCGUAAUAAACGUUCAUGAUUAUCUCGGAUUGCAAACUGAAAUAAAUACGAGUAUAUGCAAAAGCCAUAGCUCAUGUUUAUUGAUAUCUAGUAACUGAUAGAUUUAGGAAUACGUGAUAUUAGUAAAUAAUAAGGAAUUGUAAAGUGAUCUAUUCUCUCGUCGCAAUAGCUGUCUAAUGAGAAUCUUUAGAAUUGAGACAUAACAGUACGACGAUAAAUAUAUUUCAAUGCUUUUCCAAAAUCAUUCAUUCCAGACUCUACAAAAGAGUUGCAAGAAUGGAAAAGGUAUUUGUCACAUGUCCUGUACACUCGCAUCGAAUCAGCAGCCCACCAUACCGUUAUAACGUGAACACAUAUCAAGUACGGUUUAAUUCCCUUGCGUGAUUUUGCGAUCUCUCUCUAAUUUAUUAAUAUAUAUAUUAUAAAUUUCUUACAUUUUAAUCGAUUGAUUAUCAGUAGAAAAUAAACAGACACAUUGGUUGUUAUAAGAAAACUAAUAUCGCAACAACGAAAUCCCGUGUACAUAUCAAAAUACACAAGUAACAAUGUCACGCUUGACAUUGUUUUAUAUAUAUAUAUAUAUAAAUAUAAUGCUCUCUUCAACGAAUAACAAGAUGUUUUAUCUUGGAUUUGAAAAUGUCAGAGACAAAAUGGAGAUGAAAUUGGCAUUUUACAAGAAUAAUAUGAAAUUUAUAAUUGGAAGAACUCAUGUGUAUAUUCGCAGAUUGUAAAUACAUAAAAAUAUCAAGCUCCGCAAUGAAAAAGCAAUUCAAAGUAUCAGUUAGAGCCAUAUUAAUAUAUUAUUAAUAAAUGUACCUCACGUACAUAUUGUAAUAUCAAAGUUACAAACGGACCAUGCUUAAGAUAAAUACGUUCUAAAUUUCUUACAGAACUAUGUCUAACCGCAGACUGAAGAGACACUUGUGGAAGAGAAAGAUCGAACCUAUUGUUGUGAAAUAUUUUAUCAGUCAAGACAAUCUCCGCUUCUAUCAUGAAAAAUUUCGUUUCAAGGAACUGAGUAACCACGUCACUUUCCGAAGUUUAAUAAAUUAUCGCAUAAUACAGUGUCGAUUUAAUACAUAGUAUUUCACGACUGUUAUAUAGAUAUAUAUUAAAUAUCUUGCUUUUUAAUUAAUGAAAAAAA